Trichoderma aggressivum f. europaeum is the source of this 2160-nucleotide messenger RNA. RefSeq lists its product as uncharacterized. Gene Ontology annotation, cellular component: membrane; cell wall. Gene Ontology annotation, molecular function: serine-type endopeptidase activity. Bases 1 to 2160 code for a protein of 719 amino acids. Gene Ontology annotation, biological process: proteolysis. The transcript is spliced from 5 exons. Lineage: Eukaryota; Fungi; Ascomycota; Sordariomycetes; Hypocreales; Hypocreaceae. The record is from RefSeq and is a predicted model, not a curated record.
AUGGCUGGAGUGGAUAAGUUGCACGAAAGCGGAAUUAAAGGCAAAGGUGUGAAGAUUGGUAUUAUUGACACCGGGGUAUACUAUCUACAUCCGUCACUUGGUGGCGGUUUUGGACCAGGUUAUAAGAUACCUUUUGGCUACGACUUGGUUGGAGAUAACUACACUAGAACAAAUACUCCCGUUCCGGAUGACGACCCUUUGGUUACAUGUGCAGUUGGGGGACAUGGCACUCAUGUUGCUGGUAUUAUCGGUAUGACUGAUGCCCAAAACGAAGGCUUUGGACUUGUGGGAGUUGCUCCGGAGGCGACCAUUGGUAUGUACCGGGUGUUUGGAUGCAGUGAUAACUCUGGAGACGACGUCAUCAUGGCAGUGAUGCAACAGGCUGCAGAAGACGGUGUCGACCUUAUCACCACGUCUCUCGGCAUCUCUGCGCCAGGCCUGGCUCCGGAAGUUUUGGCUGUAGGCCCUGUGGAAAAUGAAGUCUAUCCAACGGUAUACAAAGCACAAAACAAUAUCGGCAGUUCACUGGAAUACAUUUCGGUUUUUCCUGUUAUUGCCGAUAAGCCGGUCACUAUUUUCCAAGCCGGCAGCGGUCUCGACUUUCCCGUCACAGAACUGCAAGCUGGAGAUGGAGCAAAUACGGCAGUAUUGAUUUAUUUCACAAAGCUUUGUUCGCUCAGCGCAUACUCGCCGGAACUGUCAGCACCCAAUGUGACAACCAUCAUCUACUAUACAGACGAUCCGGACACACCAGUCCUUUUACCGGAGCCAGAUACCGCAGCUCAAUUUACUGUUCUCUUCCUCCCCCACAACCAGUCACAGCAGAUAAUCAAGGACAUUGAGGGCCUUGCUACCGAAGAAGAAUAUACGCUACUCUUCAACUCAUCCACGAUACAACACUCUCCCAACUCCGCUGGUCAUGCCAUCGACUACUUCUCUUCCAUCGGCCCGACCGUGGAGAUGACACUUAAGCCCCAGCUCUCUUCUCCAGGAGGAAAUAUUCUAUCCACAUACCCACGCUCAGCUGGUGGGUAUGCCGUCUUGUCCGGCACAUCGAUGGCUGCGCCCUUUACCGCUGGCGUCUAUGCAUUGGUCAAGUCACAGCGACCAGAUCUCAGCAUCGCAGAGAUUAUAUCGCUUCUACAGUCAAUCGCAGUACCAAUGAAGGCACUGGGUAUGGAUAUCAUCUCUUCUGUCACACAGCAAGGCAGUGGAUUGAUCAACGCCCGGCAAAGUACUAAGACAAUUACGAUCAAAAAUACGUCCAAGAAACUCAAAACGUACUCCAUUUCCCACUCUGGCGCAUCAUACAUUCGAACUUUUAACAAUUUCACCGCGGGCUCGGACCAGGUGUUCGUCAAAUUUACCAACGUCCAUGAGGCCAAGUACGCCACCGCCAAAUUAUCCCAAUCGAAACUAUCCCUGCAGCCGGGAAAGUCGGCAAAGAUCGAAGUGCAGUUUACAGCCCCAGAUGAGCCGCAGCCAUACUCGGAGCCCGUCUACUCUGGUCAUAUCAAGAUUGCCACCGACAGCAGCAGUUACGUGGUUCCAUAUCUCGGGGUACCAUAUAGUAGAAGCGACACAGUAUAUAUUGCGCGCAACACAACGGCAUGGGUUGGAAACGACAGGCCUUAUGUAGGGUCAGACUCGACGAGCCCUGGCAUGGUCAACAUUGGCAAUUAUAGCAUCCUUGGCAGCGACGGCUCGGUCCCAGAUGAUAUCAAUGUGCCCAUUGUGAACUUUAUCAUCGUGCAGCCCAGCAAUCUCAUACGCCUAGAAACUGUGCCCGUCAACACAACCUUCGUCCCUACUUACUACGGCUUUGACCCAUCUGUCAAGUUUGAUGUUGCAGACGUGGAUCUACCACUGCAGGAGGGCUUCCUCGGCGUUCCAAAUUACGGUAUUAUGGCGCAAUGGGGUAUUGGGCAUAUCCCUCCCGGCAUUGACAUCGCAUCUCUUCUGGGUUGGCCGUAUCCCAACACGGUCACCGGAUUCAUCUUGCUCUAUCCGUUUCUCAUGCACGAGAAUGGCACUGGUUUUGACUUGAUAUCUGGUGCUUUCCGGCCCUUGCUCCGCGCUUUGCGUUACGGCGUAAAUGGCACAAGUGCUGACGAUUACGAGUCGUGGUUAGGGCCUAUCAUGAAUGUAAAGACGUCGUAA